Folsomia candida is the source of this 811-nucleotide messenger RNA. RefSeq lists its product as uncharacterized. The record is from RefSeq and is a predicted model, not a curated record. Bases 80 to 637 code for a protein of 185 amino acids. The transcript has 3 exons. NCBI's taxonomy places the organism in Eukaryota, Metazoa, Arthropoda, Collembola, Entomobryomorpha, Isotomidae.
CAUUCUUCCCAUCAACCAAACAAACUUGCCAUAAUUUUGCAGUUUCUCUUCAGAAACAUACAUCAAAAACGAAGACAAAAUGCAAAUUUUUGCAAUUUUGGGUCUUGUAGGGGUUACACUAGGAAUGGUUGGCGCCGCGGCGGUGCCAGAAAGUAAGGGCGCUCCAAAGACGUGUGCCGAACUCAAUGUCACGCUUGGCGGCCAAUGCGAUCCCGCCGUAGAUUGUCAUCAGUGCGGUUAUUGCGACAAAUUCAUUCGAUGUGGCAACUCUACGAGAACCUGGGAUGAGGUGGCCUGUGACGUGAAGGUCGAGGAUGACGGAUCGAUUCUUGUGACAGGAAAAUUAUUCUGGAAUCAAGGAUCCAACGAGCAUGGGGGAAUAUGCGACCUGUGGGACGAACUGCCUGACGACCAGCAAACGCAAUAUCGUGCCGAUCCCGAUUGCAAACCAGGCUGUGAGUUCAAAUCGGACGCUGCCUGUCUUCGCCGAUAUACGUACAAAGACCCCAAAUUUGAAGCUGGUUUGUGGGACAGUGCCCCCAAGACUUUGAUGUGUCCUGCAUUCACCCAGUGGAACAAUACCGAACUUACCUGCCAAUUUUGUCACGAUGGUGGAGACUGUAAUGCUAAUUGCUAAAUGAAAAAAAAAUCAUAAUUUCCUAACUAUUCAAAAUCCUCAUGCUUUCAAAAGGAGUUGUAAUGACCUUUGUUCUUAUGUCUUUUAAUUUUAUCCUGUCCAUUCAUUCAUGACCGUAAUUCGGAGUUAGCUUUUAAUUGCUGAAUAAUAAAUAUUGUACAACAUAAAACUUAA